GUAUCAAGAGAGCACUUUUAUUGACGUUCUAUUUAGUUAUCUCAUAAAAUUAUCUCAUGUGAAAGACGGAAUGUUUUCUGCCAAAUAUGCUUAGGAUAUCUAGAAACCAAAACAUACAAUGUAGAUAGAUGUCUAAUGCGUUUAUAUUUUGGAGUUUAACGAUUACAGGUACAGGUAAUCUACUUUCCUUCUUUUUUAUCAAAAAGAAACAGCAAAAUUGUAUGAAGGGGUUUGUUGUAUCUGUAGCAGUGCCAAAGUGCAUCUGUGCAGAAGAAUUGAAGUGAAAAAGAGUGUUAGACUGUUAACUCACUGCUUUACUCAAUCUGUUGUUGCAUUCACUUCCCUACACAAUUAUGCCUGCAGCCUGCAGGAACCUAGUGGUUUCUUUCAUCACUCGUUUUCUUUUCCUCCCUGCCUGGGUACAGUCUGUGGAAAGAAAACGUAAAGGUAACGCCUCCAUAUCAGUCUAUGUAUCUAUUUCUAUUGCAUUCCAGUGUCAUUGUCCCUUGGCUCCUUGAAAAACCACAACUCACCUCCUUUUCAAUCUCCCCUGUCUCCCUCCCUCCCUCUCUAGCUAUACCUCUUUUAAGUUCCUUUUUUGAACACACUCGCUAGUUCUUGACAAGCUAAGAAGACAAAUCUUUUGAGCUCUUGCAGUUAUUUCCAUUUAAAGAGUAGCACUUCAUCAAAAGCCAUGGAAGAAAGAGGCAAAGCAGUGGAGAUGCACAACAAUGACUUGUUUGAUCAAGAUUACUGUACUUCAUCAGAUCUUCCAUGCAAGAAACACCCAUCAUCGUCUUCAGUUGGUAUAUGUGCUUAUUGUCUUAAAGACCGUUUGGUCAAUCUAGUGUGUUCAGAUUGUGGAGAACAAAGACUCUCUUCUUGCUCUUGCUCGGAGAUCUCUUCCAAUCGUAAUUCAUGCACUGUCGAGGUAGGCAGUGUUGGUCGCAUUUCAUUUUUGAUAGAAAAUGAAAAUCAGAAAAAUGAUCAAGUUUUACAUUCUAAUAGUAGUGCUGCUAAUCCUAAAAGUUCUAGCGGAGAUCAGAAAGGAGAUGAACUUAAUUUCUUGGUCAAGAGGAACAGUAGUAGCUGCGUUGAGAUCAAGCGGAAAAAUGGGUUUUGGGGGAUUGGGAGGCUGUUCAGUAAGAAAAGAGGAAAGGGUUGUGAUAGGAGCAGUGUCGGGGGUCUCGAAGAGAAAAGUGAUUUGUGGGUUGUUGAUUACAUGGGUGUGUCUAGGUGCAGGUCUCUUUGCAGUUUCAGAGGUGGUGGUUUUUUUGGCUCAGAAGAUGGUACCUUUUCAGGUGCCAGGAGUUCCAUUUCAGGUGCCAGGAGUUCUAUUUCAGCUGCCAGGAAUUCGGGUGUCAAUGGUGGUCUACUUUUUGAUUCUGAUAGAAAAAGUGGAUUCAGUGAAGCAGAGCCAAGAAAAAGUGGCUUUGAUGGUGAAAAGAGAGAUACUACCAGUACUGCUUUAGAGUCUGAAAGGCUUGAUUCUGGUCACGACGGAGCUAAUACUAGACGUGUGUUUUCCCUCAAAGAGGGCAAUUUUACUACCGUGGAUGAUUCAGGCUUCAUUGACUUGAAGUUUGAUUUCCCACCAGAGUCUAAAGCAGAUUUAUCUGCCGUAAAAAUGGUCUCUUCGUCGGACUCAAACUCUGCUUUUGGGAGCAUGAGAGGCGGUGACGUUGUGGCACAGGAUCAAUAUGGAGGGCCUUUUGGGAGUCUAAUGGGAGAUGGGCCUUGCAGUAAUGGGAGUUCCUGCAGGAUCACAGUCAGUGACAGAGGAAUCAAAAGGAGCAGAAAAAGUUUCAAGAGUUGGAGAUGGAUUUUCAGGCAGCAUCCAAGUUCAAACAAGAAAGAUUAAGACUCUGUGGUCAGACCCCUAGGUUAAUUAAUUACUAAGUAGACCAAAUCUUGAUUUUUGCUUUUGUAUUUCCAUGUGUACGAUGGAUUCUGUAAUUAUGUUGAUCGAGUUACAAACAAAUAGCUAGCAGAAACGAGUUUGAUGGCUUUAGAGUUUAUACU
This is a messenger RNA of Populus nigra (black poplar), 2022 nucleotides long. RefSeq lists its product as uncharacterized. The record is from RefSeq and is a predicted model, not a curated record. Bases 695 to 1861 code for a protein of 388 amino acids. NCBI's taxonomy places the organism in Eukaryota, Viridiplantae, Streptophyta, Magnoliopsida, Malpighiales, Salicaceae. The transcript has a single exon.